AUGUCGUCUAAUAAAAUACAACCUAUUUUCAAUGUACGCAAUGUCUUGCCCUAUACCCACUACAAGCACAAGUUCGAAAGAAACUCUUUUACCUCAUCGACCACCACAUUUCUAUCAAGGAAAUCCCAUAAGAAAAAGCGAAAUCCUUUAACUCUAAAAGCCAUACAAAAUUGGUUUAUGCAAAAUUUACGCAAUUAUUGUAAUACCACUUCAUUGCAUGGCUUCAACUAUUUAACACGUUCGGAUAUGACCAAAAAAGAACGUUACUUUUGGCUUUUUGUGGUUAUUGUAUCGAUAAUAGUGUCCAUAGUUUUGGUAAUAGUGUCCUAUUUAUGGAAUCGUGAAACACCCACGGUAACGGUAAUAGAAAGUUCUCAUCAUCCCACCUGGGAUAUACCAUUUCCGGCAGUAACAUUUUGCAAUUUCAAUAAGAUAUCACGCGAUAGAGCCUUGAGUUUGGUAAAGGUUUUAAAACUUCCCUCUAACACCUCUGAAGAGGAGGUAUUGCGCUCAUUUCGUGUCACCAUGUAUUAUAGUUUCGCUUUAAAUCAAUCGAAUGUUAAUUUUACUUUGGCCGAAAAGAUUUUGGAGUUGAAUAACAUGACGUUGUCGGAUUUAUCGGAACGUUUGUCACCCAACUGUCUGGACAUGAUAUCCAAGUGUAUUUGGAAGGGCACCAAUUCGAGAUGCGACAGUUUGUUCCAGAGGAUACCCACCAUUGAGGGUGUUUGCUGUUCGUUUAAUUAUUUUGGCCAAGCGAAAAAUAAUUUUCCAGAAAAAAUUGCCUAUCAAGUACCCAAACGACCUUAUCGCGUUACCGGUUGUGGUUAUCCCACUGGACUCUCCAUACUCCUUAACCCUCUGGCCUACGACUAUUUUGGUACAUAUUUCAGCAGUUAUGGUUUUCGUUUCAUGAUCCAUGAUGCCUAUGAUUUUCCCGAUGAAAAUGCCGAAACAAAAGUAAUCACCUCUACGCGAGAGAGUUUUGUGCGCAUUAGCCCUGAGUCCACGUACGCGACGAGUGAUGUCAAAAGCAUGGAUUUAAAGUUAAGAAAUUGUUUAUUCUCCAAUGAACGUCAACUGGUGGUGAUGCAACGUUACUCAUUUAUCAAUUGUAUGUCAGAGUGUCGCAUACGUAAGGCUGUGGAUAAAUGUGGUUGUGUGCCGGAAAAUCUGCCCAAUAAUGGUUCGUUUCCCAAGUGUGGCAUUAAGGAGUUGCAGUGUGUUUUGGAUAGCAGAGAAAUCUUUACGCGGGCCUUAAAUGAAUACAAUAAAACCUUUUCCACUAUUUUGAGCACUGAUAAGUUUCCCUGUGAUUGUUUGCCGGAUUGUGAGUCAAAUCAUUAUGUAUCUGAGAUCACCAUGGGCAAGUUAAAUGUUAAAUUAUCUUUUCAGCAGGAAAAUGAUUUAAAGGUACCCAAUGAUUAUAACAAUAUUUUGCUGCAUGUAUUUUAUAGCGAUCUUAUGUCUACUAGAUAUCGCAAGGAAAUCUAUCAGAAUUGGUUAUCGGCUUUGGCUUCUUUUGGCGGUCUUUUGGGUUUGAUUAUGGGUUUUAGCAUUGUUACUGCCUUUGAAUUUAUUUACUUUCUUACAUUUAGACCAAUAUUUAAUUAUUUUAAUAAUCGUUAAGCUAAAUUGUUAAAAA
Molecule: messenger RNA, 1645 nt
Organism: Calliphora vicina (urban bluebottle blowfly)
Lineage: Eukaryota; Metazoa; Arthropoda; Insecta; Diptera; Calliphoridae
Product: pickpocket protein 11-like
Exons: 6
Coding region: 1-1629 (542 amino acids)
Biological process (GO): sodium ion transmembrane transport
Cellular component (GO): plasma membrane
Molecular function (GO): ligand-gated sodium channel activity
Source: RefSeq, a predicted model, not a curated record